AAACUCUCUUCUUCUACAACAAACAAUGUUUUGAUUUUUAGUUUCUUCUUCCACAGAAACAAAAGAAAAAAUGGGUUUUUCUUCACUGAAACAGCUCUUGUCACUUUACAUCAUCAUCAUGGCUCUGUUCUCAGAUCUCAAGGAAGCAAAAUCGUCAUCACCAGAGUACACAAACCUAAUCUACAAAGGUUGUGCAAGACAGAGAUUAUCAGAUCCAACUGGUUUAUACUCACAAGCUCUCUCUGCAAUGUAUGGAUUAUUGGUUUCUCAAUCGACGAAAACAAGAUUCUACAAAACCACAACUGGAACAACAAGCCAAACAAGCGUCACUGGUCUUUUCCAGUGUAGAGGAGAUUUAAGUAACAACGAUUGUUACACCUGUGUUAGCCGUCUUCCUGUUCUCUCUGGUAAGCUCUGUGGCAAAACCAUUGCCGCUAGGGUUCAGCUCUCCGGCUGUUAUCUUCUCUAUGAAAUCUCUGGCUUUGCCCAAAUUUCAGGAAUGGAGUUGUUAUUCAAGACAUGUGGGAAGAACAACGUCGCCGGAACAGGAUUCGAGCAAAGAAGAGACACAGCUUUCGGGGUAAUGCAAAACGGCGUCGUUCAAGGACACGGCUUCUACGCGACGACAUACGAAUCGGUUUACGUUUUAGGACAAUGCGAAGGCGAUUUAGGUGAUUCAGAUUGUAGCGGUUGCAUAAAAAACGCGUUACAGAGAGCUCAAGUAGAAUGUGGAAGCUCAAUCUCUGGUCAGAUAUAUCUUCAUAAGUGUUUUGUCGCUUAUAGUUUCUACCCAAAUGGUGUCCCCAAGAGAUCUUCUCCUUAUCCUAGCUCUGGCUCUUCGACUUCGUCUUCUUCUUCUUCUUCUUCAGAAGAAAUAUGACGAUUAUUGAAAAUAAAUAGGAUGAAGACAA
Molecule: messenger RNA, 911 nt
Organism: Arabidopsis arenosa
Lineage: Eukaryota; Viridiplantae; Streptophyta; Magnoliopsida; Brassicales; Brassicaceae
Source: the annotation of a GenBank genome assembly